UUCAUAAGGGAGUUAUAAUACAGACUUUAAAAACUCUGUAAUAAUGUUGCGCGUCGUAGUGGAAUCAGCCAAAGGCAUCCCCAAAAAGAAACUCGGAAACCCAGAUCCCAUAGCAGCGGUAGUGUUCAAAGGUGAAAAGAAGAAAACUAAGGCAAUUGAUAGUGAACUCAAUCCCGUGUGGAAUGAAGUGCUUGAGUUCGACCUAAAGGGCUCCCCAUUGGAUGCCUCCUCCUUUUUGGACGUGAUUGUGAAAGACUAUGAGACUAUUGGCAAAGACAAAUUUAUUGGCUCAGCUAAGAUCGCUCUCCUAGACCUGGCUCAUGGUCACACCAAGUCCCUCCCAGCAAAGAACCUGUCCCUGGUCAAUGAGAAGAAACAGGACACUGGGGCGACCAUUAAUUUGAUGAUAGGUUAUGAGCCGCCAGCUAACACAACUCCUAACCCUAACAAUCAAACUGAUGAAGACCAGUCAUAUGGGGACACAGGUGGGGGUGAGGAAGGGGAGGAUGGGGAGGAGGGAUCCCUUGGGGGUCAGGUGGGGACCCCUGGAGUUCCACCCACACCUGGCCAGCCUGGUAACCCCAACCAGAGGCCUGUCCGGACCAGCCGCAAGAGACACCGGGCCCUGGCCAACAAGCCGCAGGACUUCCAGAUUCGUGUUCGAGUUAUCGAGGGCCGACAGUUGCCGGGAAACAACGUCAAACCGGUUGUCAAAGUGAAUGUGUGCGGACAGACCCACAGAACCAGGAUCAGACGAGGAAACAAUCCCUUCUUUGAUGAGAUGUUCUUCUUCAAUGUCAACAUGCUGCCUUCAGAGCUUUUAGACGACUAUAUCAGUAUUCGGUUGGAUGUUGGGUACAUAUAUGACGAACCUGCCCACGCCAUAAUGAGGAAGUGGCUUCUCCUGAGUGACCCUGAUGACUCUAGCUCGGGGGCCAAAGGUUACCUGAAGGUCAGCCUGGUCAUCGUGGGGACAGGAGACGAGCCACCGACUGAGAAGAGAGAGCGGAACGAGGAGCAAGAUGACAUAGAGACUAAUCUGUUGGUGCCGGCUGGGGUAACACUCAGAUUGGUCACUCUCAACCUGAAGGUGUACCGUGCAGAGGACAUGCCUCAGAUGGAUGAUGCGUUUGUACAGACUGUGAAACAAGUAUUUGGAGGGGAAGGCGAUAAGAAAAACUUAGUUGAUCCAUUUCUGGAGGUCAGCUUCGCUGGCAGGAAGCUGUGCACCAAAAUUAUUGAGAAAAAUGCCAAUCCUGAGUGGAACCAGCUGAUCAACCUUCAGGUCAAGUUCCCAUCCAUGUGUGAAAGCAUCAAGUUGACUAUAUUCGACUGGGAUCGUCUGACCAGGAAUGAUGUGAUAGGAACCACAUUUCUAAAUCUGACCAAAAUAGCCUCAUCUGGUGGUGAGAUUGAAGUGAACAGUGGGGAGGCGGAGGUGGGUUUCCUCCCAGCGUUUGGGCCUUGCUACCUAAACCUGUACGGCAGUCCCAGGGAGUUCACUGGCCUCCCAGACCCGUACGAGGAACUCAACUUUGGCAAGGGUGAAGGGGUGGCCUACAGGGGCAGAGUCCUCAUCGAGCUCUCCACUCAGCUGGAGGGCAAAGCUGACAGGAAGCUGGACGACAUCUCCAGUGAUGACAUCCUGGUGGCCCAGAAGUACCAGCGGAGGAGGAAGUUCUCGCUGUGUGCUGUGUUCCACAGCUCCUGCAUGCUCCAGGAGCCCGGUGAGCCAAUCCAGUUCGAGGUCAGCAUCGGUAACUACGGCAACAAGCUGGACUCCACCUGCAUGCCGCUGGCAUCCACAACCCAAUACAGCUGUGCUGUGUUUGACGGUAACCACUACUAUUACCUGCCCUGGGCUGACACCAAACCUGUUGUCAUCCUCACAUCCUUCUGGGAAGACAUUAGCCACCGAUUGGAUUCAGUCAACAUCAUCCUCUACAUCGCAGAUAGACUGGAAUCCAACCUCACUUCUUUGAGAACAGCCAUCCUUGCCAAAGCCUCAGAGGUGCGCUUGGCUGAGAUCUGGCUCAAACUCAUCAACCACAUGAUUGAGGAUCUGAGCAACUUUCAGGUACCAGAGCUUGAGGGCAGGCCCAACCUGACGGCGCUGGACGUCCAGAUUAAGAAGCUGCGUGAUUCGGCGGUGGCCAGCAUCAGAGAGAUGGCCAAACACUUGAAGGAGGAGGCCACUGACGUUAUAGCCACUCUGACAGACAUCGAGGACUGGCUGGAGAGACUGAAACAGCUUGCAGAGGAGCCCCAGAACAGUAUGCCUGACGUGGUGAUCUGGAUGCUGCGUGGAGAGAGGAGGGUGGCGUACGCCCGUCUCCCAGCCAAUCAGAUCCUCUACUCCACCUACAGUGAGCAGGCCUGUGGAAAAUACUGUGGCAGGACCCAGACCAUCUUCAUGCAGUACCCCAUGGACAAAAACAAAGGUGUGAAGAUCCCUGUCCAGCUCCGUGUCAACAUGUGGCUGGGCCUCUCUGCCCACGAGAAGAAGUACAACAGCUUCUCAGAGGGAACCUUCAGUGUGUUCGCAGAAAUGUAUGAGAACCAGGCCCAGGUGUUUGGGAAGUGGGGCACCACAGGGUUGGUGUGCCGGCAUAAGUUCUCUGACGUGACGGGGAAGGUGAAGCUGAAACAGGAGCGCUUCAUGCCCCCCAGGGCGUGGGAGUGGGAAGGCGAGUGGUUCGUCGACCCCGAGAGAGGCCUGCUAACAGAAGCAGACGCGGGGCACACAGAGUUCACAGACGAGGUCUUCCAGAACGAGACACGUUUCAUUGGCGGGGAGUGGAAGCCUGCUGCCGACCCCUUCACAGACGUGAAUGGGCAGAAGAGCCAGAGUCCAGGGGAGAUAGAGUGUCCUGCUGGCUGGACGUGGGAGGAUGACUGGAGCUUCGACAGCAACAGGGCUGUGGAUGAGAAAGGUUGGGAGUAUGGCGUCACUAUUCCCCCCGAUGACAAGCCCAAGUCCUGGGGAGCAGCAGAGAAGAUGUACCACAUCCACCGCAGGAAGAGACUCUUACGACCACGCAGGAAAAUAGCAGACACUAAAGCAGCACCUGAGAGGCGGGAUCCCGGCGAAGGCUGGGAAUACUCGUCCUUGAUUGGCUGGAAGUUCCACAGGAAGGAGCGUUCGUCUGACACAUUCCGCCGUCGCCGCUGGAGACGCAAGAUGGCUCCGUCAGAUGGAAUAGGAGCGUCAGCCAUCUUCAAACUGGAGGGGGCGCUGGGGGUAGAUGUUGAUGAGAAGGCCAGUAAGAAGGACGCAGCCAGACUGUUUGGUGCCAACACACCCACCGUUUCCUGUAACUUUGACCGGUCGUAUAUGUACCAUCUGAGGGUGUAUGUCUAUCAGGCCAGGAAUCUCAUCGCCAUGGACAGGGACAGCUUCUCAGAUCCCUACGCCCAUGUGUCCUUCCUCCAUGUGAGUAAGACCACAGAGGUCAUCAGGGCCACUCUGAACCCCACCUGGGACCAGACCCUCAUCUUUAAUGACAUCGAGAUCUAUGGAGACCCCCAGACCAUUGCACACAACCCCCCCAAUGUGGUGCUGGAGCUCUACGACAGUGACCAGGUGGGUAAAGACGAGGCCAUGGGUCGCUGUACGUGUCCCCCUGUGGUGAAGCUGAACCUCGGCACAGUGGUCUCCCCCAAACUGCUGUGGUUCCCCGUCACCAAGAAAGGCCGCAGCGCAGGAGAGAUGCUGGUGGCUGCCGAGCUAUUGCUGAAAGACAAGGCCAAUGAGAGUGACUUGCCCCUGGUGCCCCCCAGACGAGGAGCAACACUCUACAUGGUUCCCCAGGGAAUCAGGCCUGUCGUACAGCUUACCGCCAUCGAGGUCUUAGCCUGGGGUCUGAGGAACAUGAAGACCUACCAGUUGGCCACAGUCACCUCUCCCAGUCUCAUGGUGGAGUGUGGGGGGGAGGUCGUCCAGACGGCCGUCAUCAAGAACAUCAAGAAGAACCCCAACUUCCCCGGAUCUGUCCUCUUCUUUAAAGUGCUCCUACCCAAAGAGGAGAUGUACACCCCUCCCAUCGUUCUGAAGGUGAUCGACCACCGGCCGUUCGGCAGGAAGCCCAUUGUGGGCCAGUGUACCCUCUCCCUGGAGGAGUUCCGCUGUGACCCUUACGUCACCAAUGCUGAGGUGGCCAUGUCUUCCAAAGUGGCCAUGAUGGCAGCAACUCAAGGAGACAUCAUCAUUAACAUGGAGGAUAGGCCCAUCCUUAAUACUGAGCUCCACAAAGAGAAGGAGGAGGAGGCAGUUGACUGGUGGAGUAAGUUCUAUGCCUCUGUGGGAGAGCACGAGAAGUGUGGGCCGUACCUCAAAAAAGGAUACGACACCCUAAAGGUGUAUGAAGGGGAGCUGGAGGAGGUCCCAGAUUUCCGAGGGCUGACAGAUUUCUGUAAAACGUUCCGACUGCAGCGGGGGAAGACUGAGGAUGAGGACGACGACCCCUCAGUGGUCGGAGAGUUCAAGGGCUCGUUCCGGGUGUACCCCCUAUCUGAUGACCCAGGGGUGCCAGCCCCACCACGCCAGUUCAGAGAGCUGCCUGAGAGCGGGUUGCAGGAGUGCCUGGUCAGGAUCUACGUGGUGCGAUGCAUGGACCUGCAGCCUAAAGACAACAACGGCAUGUGUGACCCUUACAUCAAGAUCUCUUUGGGGAAGAAAACAAAAGAUGACAGGGAUGACUACAAACCAAACACCCUCAAUCCAGAGUUUGGCAGGAUGUUUGAGAUGUCCUGUUUCCUCCCUCAAGACAAAGACCUGAAGAUAGCCGUGUACGACUAUGACUUGCUCAGCCGAGAUGAGAAAGUGGGAGAGACGGUCAUUGACCUGGAGAACAGACUCCUCUCUCGCUUCGGCGCCUACUGUGGCCUGCCACAGUCCUACUGCAUCUCAGGGACCAACCAGUGGAGGGAUCAGCUGAAGCCCUCCCAGAUCCUGGAGAACCUGGCCAGACUGAGAGGGAUCCCUUCACCCCGCACCUCUGCUGACAGCAGCACUCUCUCCUUCGAGGGGAGAGACUACAGCCUGCAGGACUUUGAGGCCAACAAAGUCAUCCACCAGCACCUGGGUCCAGCCAGGGAGAGGAUGGCCCUGCAUGUCCUCAGUAAACAGGGUCUGGUGCCAGAGCAUGUGGAAACCAGGACUCUCUACAGUACUUACCAACCUACACUGUCCCAGGGAAAGAUUCAGAUGUGGGUGGACAUCUUCCCCAAGAGCCUGGGUUUACUGGGACCUCCCUGCCACAUUACUCCACGCCAAGCCAAGAAGUACUUCAUGCGGGCUAUCGUCUGGAACACCACUGAUGUCAUACUAGAUGAGACCAGCAUCACCGGAGAGAGUAUGAGUGACAUUUACGUCAAAGGAUGGAUGCCUGGUAUGGAACAGGACAAGCAGAAGACAGACGUCCAUUACAGAUCCCUGGAUGGUGACGGCAACUUCAAUUGGCGAUUCGUCUUUGGCUUUGACUACCUGCCCGCAGAGCAACUGUGUCUCGUUUCCAGGAAAGAGCAUUUUUGGAAUCUGGACCAAACCGAGUUUCGGACCCCCCCAAAGUUGAUCGUCCAGAUUUGGGACAAUGACAAAUUCUCACUGGAUGACUACCUGGGCACAGUCGAGCUGGACCUGCUUCAUCUGAUCCCCCCUGCCAAGACCCCUGAGAAAUGCAGUCUGAAAAUGUUACCAGGGGUUACAGGCUCCACACCUUCCAAACAACCAACGCCCAACUCUCUGUUCUCCCAGAAGUCUGUGCGGGGCUGGUGGCCCUGUAUGAUUGAGCAGGACGGGAAGCACAUCCUGGGUGGGAAAGUGGAGAUGACCCUGGAAAUAGUGGAAGAGGGGGAGGUAGAAGAGAGGCCUGCUGGGAAGGGCCGGGACGAACCCAACAUGAACCCCAAACUAGACUUUCCCAAUCGCCCCGACACUUCCUUCUUCUGGUUCACCAGUCCAUGCAAGACCAUGAGGUUCAUCAUAUGGCGCAGAUUCAAAUGGAUCUUCAUUGGUUUGAUAGUCCUCCUGCUUGUGCUCUUGUUCCUUGGGAUCCUGCUGUACUCCCUACCAAACUACAUCUCGAUGAAAAUUGUGAAGCCUUUCUCUUAGGAGUUACUCUACGGGGCAGAUGAGUACUAUGCCCGUCUUCGUCCAAGGGAUAAGGCGACAGAAGUCUUGACACUCAGGCCCUCACAAACUCUAUGCAAUGUAUUCCUAUCAGCGUUGUCUUCAGAGUUGCAUGCAUUAUUUACAUUUUUACACUUUAUCAAUCAAGGCUACACUUCACUUGCAUUAAAUACUGUAGCUACACAGCCCUUUUAAUUGUACUGUACUUGUACUGUUCUUAUCUGUCUGUAUUUCCCUGAAAUACCGAAAGCAAAAGGAAAGGGAAAGGGGGUACCUAGUUAGUCGCAAAACUGAAUGCAUUCAACCGAUAAUGUGUCUUCUGCAUUUAAUCAAAUGCUAUUUUGUAUGCAUGCUUUACUAACCCUAAUAUAGAGAUUUUGUCAUCACUGACAGAACGAACUACUAACAACAAACACUGUUGUUGUGGCUUCAAACAAUGUCCCAACAUUCUAAUAAGCCACUUCCUUAGACACCGUACAAACAAUGUCCCAACAUUCUAAUAAGCCACUUCCUUAGACACCGUACAAACAAUGUCCCAACAUUCUAAUAAGCCACUUCCUUAGACACCGUACAAACAAUGUCCCAACAUUCUAAUAAGCCACUUCCUUAGACACCGUACAAAGAAGGUCCCAACAUUCUAAUAAGCCACUUCCUUAGACACCGUACAAAGAAGGUCCCAACAUUCUAAUAAGCCACUUCCUUAGACACCAUACAAACAAUGUCCCAACAUUCUAAUAAGCCACUUCCUUAGACACCGUACAAAGAAGGUCCCAACGCAUUUCCAAGAAAGGGCAUGAGAUAAUGUCUUGGUUGCAACAAAAAUCCCAUUUAAUUUACACACAGAUUGUCUAGGUAUGUCAUACAGUCCGGGUAAGUCCAGGUAUGUCACACAUAAAAAAUUAAGCAUGGUUUCCAUGUAAGCAUAGACAGUUUUACUAUAAAUAUUAAUUGGGAUCUAACUCAAAAAGGUACACAAAAUGAUUAAGGUAAAAUAGAUGAUUGUUUUGACAUCAAAAGGUAAAUCCAAAGGUAUUAAUCCACAAAUGAAACAGUAUUAAUCACUCUAGUUUUUGGAAGGCAUUUUUCUAGCGGGCUUCUAUCCCGUUCUAAUUCGGUUCCACCAUAGAGGUAAAAAGAAGGCUCAUCAUUGUAUCUGUGCUAUAAUGGCUUCUGAGACAGGAUGGGCAGUGCAAUUGAGGGGUAUCUCCAUUUUAAAGUAACUGUCCAGUGAUACUCUCACUUUUAAAAUGUAAUGUUCUGAUAACUCAUACCCAAAUAAUGUUGUUGGCUCAUCCUAUACUCUUUUGUGGCCAAAGCAGAAAUUGGAGAAAAAACACUUAAAAAUCCCAACCUCAAACUUGUAUCUCAAACAGAAAAAAAUGCUUGCUAUUUCCUCAUAGAGGAUGAUGACAUCCUCCUGACGAGGAUGAGCUGGCCAAUCAGUGGUCUACUCACAUUAAUAUUGGACAGUUACUUUAAAGUAGUCAAUUUCUUAUUCUACAUUUAUGAGUCAGUAAACAAACUAAAAGGGUGCGUACUGCCACCUGGAGUGUGUUGUCUGAACAGGUAUAAAGCCAAGGUUGGUGAUUUACUGCCAGCUGCAGUUCUGGAAUGUUUCCUCAGGAGUAUAAUUCAUUGGCUGAUCCUUCCUUAAUUUAACCCAUAGGAAGUCCCAAACAGUUGACUACUUUAAAAUGGUGAAAGCCCUCAAUGGCAAUGUUCAUGCUGAAACAGGUUCUAUCCAUCCAGAGUCCUCUUUCUACCUCUAUGGGUUCCACUGACACAUCUUCGCUUUAACCCAUUAUAUUUCCAUAUAAACAGUUUCCAUACUGUGAAUAAUAACUUUAACAUAUUUUCUUUUCACAUAGAAAAUGGCUCUAACAACUGUUGUGUUAAUAUUUCAUUCAUAUCAAUAGGCUUUUCUAUGUUUUAAUAAAGAACAAUGAUUAUGU
Messenger RNA from Salvelinus namaycush (lake trout), 8082 nucleotides. Its product is annotated as myoferlin-like. Bases 44 to 6112 code for a protein of 2022 amino acids. The record is from RefSeq and is a predicted model, not a curated record. Gene Ontology annotation, cellular component: membrane. The transcript has 52 exons. NCBI's taxonomy places the organism in Eukaryota, Metazoa, Chordata, Actinopteri, Salmoniformes, Salmonidae. Gene Ontology annotation, biological process: plasma membrane organization; membrane fusion.